AUGUCCACCCUUGAUGAAAAUGUUCCCUCAGGAGCACCGAAUGGGCCUGGAGACCCAAUCUUCACCCCAACUAUUGAUCCCCAGAGCAAGGAUAGUACAAAUGUGUUCCCCUUAGAUGGGGUCAACAUUGAGAGUGUCUCAGAUGAGCAUUUGAUACUUCUCGGGGACACUGCUCCUGUUCUCUACCAGAUCGGUCCAAACAAAGUUGUACGAAUCUCCCGCGAUCUGGCACUGAAGUGUGGGCCCUCGGUUCUACCCAGUGAGGCCAAAGCACUCGAUUUAGCCCGAAGAAAGACGGUAAUCAGAGUUCCUCAUGUCUACCGCUCAUUCCAGGUUGAUGAUCCUUUUGAGUACUAUGGAACGAGAGGCUACCUGGUCAUGGAUUACAUCGAAGGCCGAAACCUCGGGGAUUGUUGGAUGCAGCUUGCUGCAGAGGAUAAAGCUGAUGUGAUCUCUCAGUCAGCAGCGAUAAUAAGCCAGCUUCAGAGUACAGUCCUUCCAACACCCGGCCCCAUAGGCGGGGGUCCUUGUCGAGGCAAACUCUUCACAGACUACGGCGCAGGUCCGUUAAACUCCGGUUCCGAGAUGGAAGCUUGGCUUAAUCACAAACUCGAAAUAUGCAAGCAUUAUAACCAAACCCCUCAGGAUAUUCCUCCAUUCAAGUUCAGGAAGUUCGUACUGGUGCAUCAAGACAUAAGUCCUCGAAAUAUGAUCUUGGAUGCUGCGGGACAAGUCUGGUUGAUUGACUGGGCACACGCCGGUGCUUACCCUCCCGCAGUCGAACGAGCCGCUGUAGCCGAACAGCACCUGUUUCCCGAAUUCAACAAAAUGCUAUUAAACGCCCUGCCACACUAUGAUGCCGAAGUGAGCCAAUUGCAGUCAAUCCAGUAUGGACUAUCCGUCGCAAGUCUCGCAUAA
Messenger RNA from Coccidioides posadasii C735 delta SOWgp, 918 nucleotides. RefSeq lists its product as uncharacterized. The record is from RefSeq and is a predicted model, not a curated record. Gene Ontology annotation, biological process: protein phosphorylation. Lineage: Eukaryota; Fungi; Ascomycota; Eurotiomycetes; Onygenales; Onygenaceae. Gene Ontology annotation, molecular function: protein kinase activity; ATP binding.